AUGGCAUACGCUGGUUUAGCGUCACAGACCAGCUGCUGCAGGAUUCGCGUGGAAAGUCUUUGGGUUAGCGAAAGAAUGAAUACGGUUACUUCUCCUUCCGUCGAAUUAAGUUCCUAUCGAGAUCAACAUUUUAAGGGUUCCCGUGGUGAGCAAGAAAGACUUCUGCGAACGUCAUCUACUUUGUAUAUUGGGAACCUUUCAUUCUAUACCACAGAAGAACAAAUAUAUGAACUAUUUUCAAAAUGUGGAGAUGUUAAACGAAUAAUUAUGGGAUUGGAUAAAUUCAAAAAGACUCCUUGUGGAUUUUGUUUUGUUGAGUACUAUAGCCGACCAGAUGCAGAAAAUUCAAUGCGGUAUAUCAAUGGCACACGGUUAGAUGACCGUAUCAUUAGAACAGACUGGGAUGCUGGCUUUGUUGAGGGGCGACAAUAUGGAAGAGGAAAGACAGGUGGGCAGGUAAGAGAUGAAUAUAGAACAGACUUUGAUGGUGGACGUGGAGGCUAUGGAAAGAUAAUUCAGCAGAAAGUGUCUACACCUAUUCAAGAUGUUACAGUAUUUAAUCGAUGAUGGGGAUUUAAUGCAAACAGACAAAUUUACAGGAGUUAAGAACCUAAGAUGACAAUCUUCAUGAUUGUGAGAGAGAGUGUGAGGCUUAAUUGUGAUACAGAAUGCAACAUUUUAUUUUUCAUAAUGGGGUAGCGUAGUGGGGACAAGCAAAAAUAUUUCUGAAAUAAAUAUAAUUUAGUUGCAUAUGGAAAUAGAUAAUAAAUUUUAUUUGCUCAUUACUGAAUUGGCAGAUUUAAUUUAAUGAGAAGAUACUUUUUCUUGUUACCCCCACUUCUGGGAUGUGCUAAAUUAUAUCAUACUAUUAAAAUUUCACUUCUUUAGUUACACAGACAUGACCAGCACAGGAAGGUGUGCAAGAUGAUGCUGGUUUGACAUGUAUGUUAUAUUUAGCAAAAUGUGUCACCCCAUACAGCACAAAAUCUCCGUUUUUGCUUGUUUUCUUUUAUUGUAUGCUUGUAUUAUAUGAUUUUAUACCAACAUUAUAUUAUAUAACAGUAAUAAAUCCUUCUGAUAUAAUAAA
Messenger RNA from Cryptotermes secundus, 1087 nucleotides. RefSeq names its product nuclear cap-binding protein subunit 2 (gene Cbp20). Gene Ontology annotation, biological process: mRNA cis splicing, via spliceosome. Gene Ontology annotation, cellular component: nuclear cap binding complex. The transcript has 4 exons. The record is from RefSeq and is a predicted model, not a curated record. Bases 1 to 567 code for a protein of 188 amino acids. Lineage: Eukaryota; Metazoa; Arthropoda; Insecta; Blattodea; Kalotermitidae. Gene Ontology annotation, molecular function: RNA cap binding.